UCUUUUCUUUUCUUUUCUUUUCUUUUCUUUUCUAAGUAAUUUCUGUGCCUAACAUGGGGCUUGAACUCAUGACCCUGAGGUCCAGAGUUGCAUGCUCUACCGCCUGAGCCAGCCAGGUGUUCCUUUCUUUUAAAAGGAUUCAGACUAGGGGUUUUUUCAAGGAUUUGUUUAAUCUUUGUCUGUCUGUCUUCAUACAAGAGUGAGGUACUAAAAAGCUUCGUGAGUUGAUGGGGCUUGUUUAUAUUUGGCUUUGCUAUGAGGUAAGGGAACUUUUUUCAUUGAAGGUGACACUGAAGAUGUCUGUAUGAGAACUUUUUUUUUUAGCUCUAUUCAGUUUUUCAGUUUUCCAGUUUUCCCAGGCUAUACACCUGGCCACGAAUGCUCUGACAUCAGGGUGUAGGAAGUUUCAUGAUUCAGUUGUUCCUUACAGCCCUUAGAUCCAUUGUUUUCAAUCCUGUCCUCCUCCUGCUGUCUGCUGUGCCUAGUGUCCCUGAGUCCAGGGCCACCUCCUGUCUGCAUUCUUUUCUGCUGGCAGUUAGGUUGUAGCUUCCUUUGCACCACUAAGAUUCUUAAAGCUCCUCUAACUUCUUCCUGACUUCCAAAAACAUGUUGAAAUCUUUUGUGUGCUUUGGUUGCCUCACAUGUUCUCUUUAUCCUUGUAAAUUAUUAUCAAUUUAAUUCCUUUAUUGUCAUUUUAGUGGGAUGUUAGGAACAGGAGAUUAGAGAGAAGUUGGUCUGCCAUGUUUAAUUUGGUGUCUAUUUUUAAAUGAAAUAUUUUAAAUCUGUUUUUAGGGCAAGAUCUUUGUCCUAUCAAAAAUGGAUCUUACUAAUUAUCAUUCAGAUAGUUAAAUCACUGAGACUGAACUUUUGCCUUACUCUGAGUAAAAAUUCAAACUCAGAUUUACCUUCUCUGAUGGACAGAGCAAGAUAUUGUUUCUAUUAGAGUCAGCAGAAAAACUAGGUAGACCAGAGGGGUUUUUUGACUCUGCUUAGGAAACCAAAUCACAAGCCAGACUUUGAAUAUGUAAAAUAAAGUUGUAAGGUCUUUUGGACUACUACAUUUAAUAUGUUGGAAUAUUUUUACUGGAUUAGUUCAUCAUCAAUAUAGUGGAGUUAAUGCUGGGUUCAUAAAACUCUUUGGCUCUGUGCAUUGGUAAUUUAGCCUUGUUCCUUGUGUUUUGGUAUUUAAAAAAAAGUGUGUUCUUUUUAAAUUAAUUAACUUUUUAAAAGUUUAUUUAUUUUGAGAGAGAGAGAGAAUGAGCGGGGGAGCAGCAGAGAGAGAGGGGGGAGGACAGAGGAUCUGAAGCCAGCGGACUCCUUGCUGACAGCAGAGAGCACAAUGUGGGGGGCUCGAACCCACAAACCAUGAGAUCAUGACCUGAGCCGAAGUCGGAUGCUUAACUGACUGAACCAUCUAGGUGCCCCAAAAAGUGUGUCCUGAAUUGGAAGUAAAGAAUAAAAUUUUUUUUAAUCUCCAAAAACUUGUAUUUUGAUAUAAUUCCACACUUAGAGACACAUUGCUAAGAAUGGUACAAAGAACUCCCAUGUACUUUUUUUCCCCCAAGGUUUUAUUUAAAUUCCAGUUAGUUAACAUACAGUAUAAUACUGGUUUCAGGUUUAGAAUUUACUGAUUCCACACUUUCAAACAACACGCAGUGCUCAUUACAACAAGUGCCCUCCUUAAUCCCCAUCACUUAUUUAACCCAUUCCCUCCCCUCUUUGGUAACCAUCAGUUCUCUAUGGUUAAGAGUGUUUGCCUAGACUCACCAAUCAUUAACAUUUUACCCCAUUUGUGUUAUUUAUGUAUGCACCCUCUGUUUGUAUAUUUCCCCCCUGAGUAAUUUGCAGAUAAAAUGCUUCUUUGUCAAUAAAUACUUUAGUUUGUGUUUUUUCUAAGAACAAGGAGUUUCUUUUCAGUAAGUGUAGGAUAUUGGUGAAAACAGGACAUUAAUACUGAUAGAAUAUUAAUGGUAUGCACAUUCCAUAUUCAGAUUUCUCCAGUUGUCCCAGUAAUGUCCCUUAUGUAUGUCCUUUACAGCACUUUUCCUUUGUGUUACACCUACCUAGCUACCUCAGAUCUAAUCCAGGAUCAUGCAUUUCAUUUUGUUGUCAUAACUCUUUAGUUUUCUUUAAUCUGGAACCGUUUGUUGGCUUUUAUCUUUCAGAUCAUGGUAUUUUUAAAGAAUACAGGCCAAUUAUUUUAUAAAAUGUACUUCAAUUUGAGUUUUUCUGAUAUUUUCUCAUGAUUAGAUUCAGGUCAUGCACUUUUUUCAUAGGACUACUACAAAAGUAAUGUGUCUUCUCAGGACAUCCUAUCAAGAGGUAUAUGAUGUUGGUUUGUCUCAUUUUUGGUAAUGUUAACUUCCAGUAUUAAGGUAAUAUUUACAACGUUAUUCCACUGUAAAGUUACUAUUUUUCCUUUUGCUAUUAGUAUCUUUUUUGGAGGUCCUUUAGAAUUUGUGUGUAUAUACUGUUCCAAGCUUUCACCCAAUAAUUUAGCAUCCAUUGAUGAUUCUUGACUGAAUCACUUAUUAGUAGGAUGGUUGCGAGAUGUUGAAUUUUUUUUUUUACGAUGUUGAAUUUUUAAUUUGUAUUUCUUCUAAAUAUAUUAGUAUUCUGUAAAGAAGAGCUUUCCUUUCUCUCCCACCUAUUUAUUUAUUCAUUUAUUGUAUUAGUAUGGACUCAUAGAUUUUUUAAAUUUUAUUCUGUGAUACUGUUAUAAUUUGAGGCUCAUAUUAGCAUAUAUUUGACUAGUGGGGGCAACUUAAGCUAUAGUUUUGACAUGUCCCUAUUGUUGUUUGAGCUCUUUCUUACUUUCUGACACAGCAGGAUACUCCAGUCUCGUCUUAUACUCAGCCUUCCCCAGCCUUGGAGUCAGCCAUUUUUCCAAGUAUUCCUUAUUCUGUUUAGUGGGAGUGAUGUUUGUAAACUAGGACAUCUCAGCAAAUAAGAGCUAAGAAAUAUAAAUAAAUGCACAUGUCUAUGUGUGUGUGUGUGUGUGAGUUCAUAUUAAUCCUUAUAAUUCCAAUUCAACAACACAGGUCUGGUCUUGCCCAGUAUUUCCCUUCAACAGCCUUUUCAUAUUUGCAAUUCUCUUCUCUGACAUUGAAAAUCUGGUUCUCAUUUUCCUCAGUAUAUGUACUUAUUUGUUCUGUGUGCCAUAAUCAGAGAAAGUAGUUCCAGAACUGCUAACCCAUACCAUUAUAAAGAAAACCCCUUUUAACUAGAGUUCAAUAUUUGUUUAUAGUUAUGUUUGUCUGUAUACUGACAAUAUAUAAAGUAUUAUGCUCAAAAGCCACUUAGGUUACUUUCUGUCUUUUAAUAAACUUAUUUAUUUGAUUUACAUUUGGGUUCAUUUGCAUUUGAUUCCCAUUUUGGAUUUUUUUCACUUUAUCUUUAAAAGCUGAUUUUUAUUUUACUUUUUGAGUGUAUAAAACAUUAGCAUGGUUCCAAAAGUUAAAGCUAUACUGGUUGGGGGGGGGGGGUGCCUGGGUAGCUCAGUUGGGUAAGUGGUUGACUCUUAGUUUUGGCUCAGGUCAUGAUCUCGCGGUUCAUGGGUUCAAGCCCCAUGUAGGGCUCUGCACUGGCAGCACAGACUGCACUGGACUUUGCUUCUUUUAUUUAACAGUAUACCCUGUAUAUCAUUUUAUGUUUGUAAGAAUUUUGUUUAAUGUUUGCUUAUUUUUGAUAGAGUGAGCGAGCACAAGCUGGGAAGGGCAGAGAGAGAGAAGGAGACACAGAAUCUGAAGCAGGCUUUAGGCUCUGAGCUGUCAAUACAGAGCCUGAUAUGGCGCUCAGACUCAUGAGCUAUGAGAUCAUGACCUGAGCUGAAGUCGGAUGCUCAACAGACUGAGCCACCCAGGCGCCCCUCCGUAUUAUUUUUUAACAGCUUCAUAGUACUCCAUCUUUGGAUGGGUCACAGUGAAUUCAACAAUUCUCCUGUGUUUUGGCUCCUAUAUUUAGGUUGUUUCCAAUGUUUUACAAUUACAAAUAAUGUUUCAAUUAAUAACCUUGUACAGAUAUGCUUUUGUAUCAAGCGUAUUGGAAAUUUUAACUUUUUAGUUGUGUGAGCAGUAAUGUGUAAGUCAUUUUAUAAUUAUACCUCAACCUAUUUGCCUGCCUGCUCAUGUCUUCCCAUCUGCUUUGGCCUUACAAAUGUAUUUAAGGCUGUUGAAGGGAAAUACUGUGUUGUAAUUAUUUUUCUGUUUGAGAAACCUUGAAAUCAGAGAGCUCUAAGUGGCCUUGGAAACAUUUUUAGUCAGUACAUAAUAGCUAAUCAUAUGUGUUCUGGGCCCAGUUUCAUUUUAAGCAGUUGACUGCUCCUUGUGCAUGCUAAUCAAUGCUAUUUUACCACCUGAGUAUGCAGACUGAACUGUUUCUGGGACUUCUUUCUUUCUUUUAAUUUGUGUUAGGUUCCUUCAAGUUGUACUGCUGACUGGCUGCUCCCUGGGGUUAUAGAAUUGCAUUGGAUGAGACAGAAGUGGAUAUUUGGGCAUCUGUUUUCUCUGAUGGUCUCAGAGCAUUAGUCAAUAUUAUAAACUGCAGAUUUUCAAAGGAAUGGCUUCUUGGAUUCCCAGAUAAUGCUGCUGGCCCUCUCAGGUGGCUGAGGACUUCCAGUCUUUUGUUCCAAUACGUGGGCAUUGCAGCAGAAGGAAGACUUCUUCCUACAUUAGUAGAUAACCAUGUAAAACAUUGGCUAGUACAGUUUCCCAUCACAGGGACCAUGAAUGAUUAUACAUGUGUUGAGGUAAUGAUUCCCUCAGCCUAAGGGUAGCUGUAGCCUCCCAAUAGAUCACUUUUGGUUAAGAGAAGCCUUUUGAGUUUAUGUGCAUGUGCCAUACAGAUGUUGAUCAUUUUCUGUGCAUGUCCUGACAUGGAAAAGGUUGGAAAAGUAGGUUAGAGCACAGUCUCAAAAUUAGCGUCAAAGAGCCAAAGACUUGGCUUUUUUUUUUUUUUUUUUUUAAUGUUUGUUUAGUUUUGAGACAGAGAGCGAGGGAGAGAGAACUUGAGCUGGGGAAGGGCAAAGAGAGGGGACAGAGGAUCCGAAGUGGGCUCUGUGUUGACAGCAGAGAGCCUGAUGCAGGGCUCAAACUCAUGAACUGUGAGAUCAUGAACUGAACUAAAACCAAGAGUUGGACGCUUAACUGAGCCACCCAGGCGCCCCAAGGACACUGCUUCUUAAAGAGAAUCUGGUAAUAAGGUGGAUAAAGAGGAAUUAAAUUUCAGCCUACUGGUUCAUAAAAAUAGGCUGAACACCAUAUAUUUAAUUUGGUGUGAUUUAAAAUCAUUCCUAUUUUCUUCUUUGCUAAAAAGAAAUUUGCUAAAAAAGAAUUGGAAACUUAAAAAAUAUUUAUGUUUACCCAAAGAAAAUGAAAACACUAAUUCAAAAAAGAUAUAUAUACCCCCGUGUUUAUUGCAGUGUUAUUUAGAGUGGCCAAAAUAAGGAAGCAACUCAAGUGUGGACUGAUAGAUGAAUGGAUAAAAAAGAUGUUUUAUACACACACACACACACACACACACACACACACACACAGGAAUAUUACUCAGCCAUCAAAAAUAAUGAGAUCUUGGCAUUUGCAGCAACAUGAUGGACCUAGAAGGUAUAAUGCUAAGUGAAAUAAGUCAGAAAGACAAGUACCAUAUGAUUUCACUUCUAUGUGGAAUCUAAAAAGCAAAACAAACAAGCAAAGCAGAAACAGACCCCAUAAACAGAGAACAGAUUAGUGGUUGCCAGAGGGGAGGGGUGGAGAGACAGGGAAAUGGGUGAAAGGGAGUGGGAGGUACAGGUUUCUAGUUACGGAAUGUUUAAGUCAUGGGGAUGAAAGGUAAAGCAUAGCGCAUGUACAAUGGUAUUGUAAUAGUGUUGUAUAAUGACAGAUGGUAGCUAUACUUGUGGUGAUAUAGAGUUGUCAAAUCACUGUUGUAUACCUUAAACUAAUGUAACAUUGUGUGUCAACUAUACUUCAUUAAAAAUAAAUAAAUUAAAAAAAUUUUUUAAUGACUUGGCUUAGUGCAUUGUAUUGGAUAUUGGAAUACCCAAGGUAUAUUUUGCUUGAUUAGAUUGGUGAGCCAUCAUAUAAUCUCUGUUCUAAAUACCUUUGAGUUGAGUGUAUUUCAGUGUGGUUUUGACACUUAAGUCGUUUCUGUACUUAAAUAUUUUAUCUGUGUCUUUUUAUUAAGUUAUUUAAACCUCUUUGCACAUCUCUCAAAAUGUACAUCUAAAAUGCAUUUGCUUUCUAAAUACAGUAUAUUUCUUUUACAUUGGAUAUGUAAAAUUUAAUGAUUCUGACAUUAAGGUGGUUAUCGUACUUCAAUCAGUUUUGAAAUAAACUUCUUAAAAUUGACUAUUUUACCUCUUUCAUUUGAUGUUUUGAAUAUUAUAAUUUUAGGUCAGAUAUAGGAGGGGUUUCUGAGGGAUUUUUGCUGACUUUAAUGUGACUUAUGUAUUUGAAUUUUUUUAUGAAAAAGAAUUGUCAGCUGCAAUUCCUUUUAGUGAGUGUAAACUAAGGUAAAAAAUUCUGAGAAUUGGUACUCAUGGUAUAUGUGGACAUAUGUUAACUGUAUUAUAUAUAAUAGCAGCCACCAGAAUUAACCCCUGGCAGCCAUUUUAUUCUUUUUAAUACAUUUUUGAGGGAAAUAAACUGACAGUCACUGGUGCUGUCUCUUUGUUAGGUCCUUUGCUGUGCACUUUGUAUCUUUUGUCUUAGGAAAUCUUUACCAUAGCCAUGUGAGGUGGUGUUUGUCCUUUAUUCCAGAUGAAGAAGCUAGCUCUGGAACCAGCCUCUUAAGGUCACAGAAUAAAACAAUGUGUGCCGGUCCAACAAAAGCCCCUGGGUCUGUUUGACUUGUUCAAGUGUCCACUGUGGAAGGAUUUGGGGAACCUGAAAAUACUUUGUACAGAUAACAUUUUUUUUAAAAAAAGAAGAAAAGUACAAGCACUUAAAUUCUGCACUUGAAGAGACAGAUUCCUCUCCUAGAUUUUGAGAGGUAUGUGAAUGGCCAUGCAAAAAAACAUUAUGAAGAUGCACAAGUACCCUUAGCUAAUCAUAAGAAAUCAGAAAAGCAAGAUAAACCUCAGCACACAGUGUGUAUGGAUUGCAGUAGCUACAGUACAUACUGUUAUCGCUGUGAUGAUUUUGUGGUUAAUGACACCAAGCUGGGACUGGUACAGAAAGUCAGAGAACACUUACAGAACUUGGAAAACUCCGCUUUCACGGCUGACAGGCACAGGAAAAGAAAACUUUUGGAAAAUUCGUCACUAAACACCAAGUUAUUAAAAGUAAAUGGAAGCACCACUGGCAUUUGUGCCACAGGCCUUCGGAAUUUGGGGAACACCUGUUUCAUGAAUGCCAUCCUUCAGUCACUCAGUAACAUUGAGCAGUUUUGCUGUUAUUUCAAAGAACUGCCCGCUGUGGAGUUAAGGAAUGGGAAAACAGCAGGAAGGCGAACAUACCACACCAGGAGCCAAGGGGAUAACAAUGUGUCUUUGGUCGAAGAGUUUAGAAAGACACUCUGUGCUUUAUGGCAAGGUAGCCAGACUGCAUUUAGCCCAGAGUCCUUAUUUUACGUUGUUUGGAAGAUCAUGCCAAAUUUUAGGGGCUAUCAGCAACAGGAUGCCCAUGAAUUCAUGCGAUACCUUUUGGACCACCUGCACCUGGAACUCCAGGGCGGUUUCAAUGGCGUUUCCCGCUCAGCAAUUCUGCAGGAGAAUUCUGCUCUGUCUGGAAGUAACAAAUGUUGCAUGAAAGGGAUUUACAAGACAAACUCCCUAGAGACAGAAGGAAAAGAAAAUGGAGCAUCUACGGUUGUCACAGCUAUAUUCGGAGGUAUUCUCCAGAAUGAAGUUAACUGCCUCAUAUGUGGGACAGAAUCUAGAAAGUUUGAUCCAUUCCUAGACCUUUCAUUAGAUAUUCCAAGUCAGUUCAGAAAUAAGCGCUCUAAGAAUCAAGAAAAUGGACCAGUUUGUUCAUUACGAGAUUGUCUUCGCAGUUUUACUGACUUAGAAGAACUCGAUGAGACAGAGUUAUAUAUGUGCCACAAAUGCAAAAAGAAACAAAAAUCCACUAAAAAGUUUUGGAUUCAGAAACUACCCAAGGUACUAUGCUUACAUCUGAAACGAUUUCACUGGACUGCAUAUUUAAGAAACAAAGUUGAUACCUAUGUAGAAUUUCCAUUGAGAGGCCUAGACAUGAAAUGCUACUUACUAGAGCCUGAGAACAGUGGCCCGGAGAGCUGCCUGUAUGACCUUGCUGCUGUGGUGGUGCACCAUGGUUCUGGGGUCGGUUCUGGACAUUACACAGCAUAUGCAACUCAUGAAGGUCGCUGGUUCCAUUUCAAUGACAGUACUGUAACGCUGACUGAUGAAGACACCGUUGUGAAGGCAAAGGCCUACAUCCUUUUUUAUGUGGAACGCCAGGCCAAAGCUGGAUCAGAUAAACUUUAAUACCUCCUUUAAAUCAUUAUUUGUCAACUAUACCGGACAAACAUUUCCAGUUUUCCGUAAAUACUUGAUCCGAGAUUUAAUUUCAUUAUGCACUUUUCAAUUUCCUAUUUUUGGUUUAGUUUUGUCAAUGGUAGUGACAUAUUAAACAUGGGCACCAACUAAUUUUUUUUUUAGUUCUACCAGAAAACCUCAGCAGAUACUUUGAUUUGCUGCUUUAGUUGUAAUAAUUGUUUUUAUAUGUAGUUUCAAGAACUUAGUUCUAUUUGACUUUUUUUAUAUUAAUGUUUUCAAUUCUCACUUUGAGGCACAUUUACAUCAAUGCUUUGUUACUGUCACAUGCUGAAAGCAAGAUAUGUUCCUGAUUGCGAAGAGCAGAACUGCCUGCUGCCUUUCACAGCUGUAAUGGGAGAUCAGGUGGACUCGAAAUCCAGGAUCAUGUGCGCACAUCAUUUGUGGCCCACAAGAUUUCAGUGACUGUCAGUAAUCGUUCUUUUCGAUUGUAAGAGGUAACUGGGAGAGCAUCAUUUAGUAGACCAGGUGAUUGCCGCUCUUGGUAUCUCUCAAGGCUGCUGCUUAUCAGCACUGAUUAAAUAAAUUUGUCGGAUCACUUGUACCUGUACUGCAAAUUCAAGAAUUAGUCCUUUGAAGUUUUAUUUUGUUUCGGGGUUAUUUUUUGCUUGCAUGUGUUUUCAUGGAGAGAAGAGUACAGAAAAGUCCAGAUAAGACCAGAUACAUAUAGUGUUUAAAAAUGUCUGUGACUCAGCUACACGGUAUAGAUACUGUCAGGUGAGGAGACCACAGCUUGUUUGCCUUUAGAACCAGCAUCUAGUUCCCCCACUGUCUGUGGUGCUGGAUGGAAGGAACUACCUGUCCACUUUUGCCUUAUUUCUUGCUUGGCCAUCUCAAGUUGAGAUGCUGACUUCCCGAGCUGAUUUGACCAUCACUUACACUUCCCAGAAGGAAAUUUGAGUCUUUGCUACUUUGGGUUUUAACAACUCCCACUGGCCUAUCCUGAUAGCAGAGCACGCUGAAAAUAUUCUCACUGUGAACAGAGUUUCUAUUCUUGAGUUUAGCAGUCUUGGUUUUAAAACUGUGUUCAAGAAACAUAGGUACAGGCUCCAUUAAGAUUUAACUCAAAUUGAAAUUUGGAACCAGAAUUCCAUCUAAGAAAGGUAAUUGUGAUUUCUGCAAGUGUUCCAGGUUAGUUUGUUGAUUUGGGGGUGGGGUGGGGGGCAGUGGCAGCACUGAUGAAGGAAUCAGAGAAAGGGACUCCCAGAGAGGGUUGCACCUUAGGACUAGGCACUGUUUUCAGGUUCAUCUCUCAUUCCAGCCUUUAUUUUCUUCUCAAGUGUCUACAAGUUACAAGGGGCAGAAUGUAUUUCAUAUUAAGCCAACCUACCAGACUUUUUGGUAAUCUUGUUUUUUUCUAUUAAAAGAAAAAACUGUCAAGUUUUAAGUGCAUGAAUGUAAAAUAAAGUCUAACAGCUGUCCUCAGGGUGGAUAUUUGAAGUUGCAAGAGAAGAUGUGGCUCCAUUUCAGUAUUAGCUAGGUAUAUCUCCUGUUCUCUCAGAGCAAAAAUCAGCUGCUCAACACUUUAACAUGGCCAGGAGAAAACUGCAAUUGUGUCUAAACUUGUACUAUCCACUAUGGUGGUCACCAGUUAUAUGUGGUUAAAGUUUAAUUAAAAUUAAAUUUAGGGGCGCCUGGGUGGCUCAGAAGGUUAAAUGUUCAACUUUGGCUCAGGUCAUGAUCUCUUGGUUCCUGAGUUCGAGCUCCACAUUAGAUUCUGUGCUGACAGCUCAGAGCCUGGAGCCUGCUUUGGAUUCUGUAUCUCCUCUCUCUCUGCCCCUCCCAUUCCCCCCCCCCCUCAAAAAUAAACAUAUAUUUUUUUCAAUUAAAUUUCAAACUCAGUUCUUCGGUCACACAAACCACAUUCCAAGUGCUCAGCAGCCACAUGUGGCAUAGGACUGCUGAGGUCUAGGGCAGUUCUCUUAGAUAGCAGUGGUCUAAAUUUUCACUCCAGAGAAAAAAGCUUUGCCUUUAUGUUUAGGUCUGACACCUUAGAAGAUAAUUAAGAGGGCAACAUAUAUUUUAAAUAGUUUACACUUCUAAAUUACAUUAGGUUGAACCAUAGGAAAUUUGUGGUAUUUGCCUUUUUGAUCUACAAAAGUGAAAGUUUCACAUAAUUUGACCUAAUAUAUUAAUAUAUUAACACCACAUGUAAUUGAACUUGGAAUGUGCAUCUUCUUUGAUUUUUGUUCAGUGUCUCCUAUGAAUUCAGGCUCUUUUACUGAGACGGUAUAUAGCUGUGACUUCUAACAUUUGCACUUAGAUUAUUCCUUCUUAAUGGGCAGCUGCUAUGACUUCAACAAUAAAGCCUUGGGCAGUGUUGAUGUUGGUGGAGAAAAACUGUCUUUUCGUACCAAAAGGAACUUAGUGACAGCCAGACUGCUUUGCUGGGGGAAAGUGGUCCUUAGACAGGUAACAUCAUUGGCUUAAGAGAUGGGCACAUCUCCUCUUUGAAUUUUUGGAGUAUUUUUAGUGUUUGAUUUUACUUAAGCAGAAUGUUUGGUGUUAUGAAGGAAGGCUGUUUGGAAAAGUGAUUGGAUCCAUUUGAACUGUGCAUUUGAACACCAGUGAUGUAAAUGUGCCUAUUCGUAUUUACAAAAUUUAACUGUGUAUAGCCUUAUCACACCUAUUUUAAAAGCUGAUCUUUGUGUGCUCUUCAGGGCUUUCCCCUUGUGCCAUGUCGUCUGUGUGUGUGUGGCUUCUCGCGCAGAGAGCUUAUGCUGAGGCGGUGCCUCAUGCUGUCACACCUCUCCCGUGGAACAAGAAAACUUCCUCAGAAGUCCUCCCACACAGGUGGGUGAUAGAAACCGUUUGUGGCAACACAAAUCUCUCUCCAUGGUGGAGAAACCUUUGCUUAUCCACUGUAUUCUACUCAGUGUCUAGUGAUGACAAAUGUAAUAGAAUUAAACCAGUGAAGUGUACAGGCCCUGGUCAAGUGCUAAAUGUGUAUCUCACCUGGGGAACCUACUCAGCAGCUUGGUUCUGCAGUUGGGGACAUCUUUAUUUCUUAACAGCCAAACCUCUUUCAUGGGUUUAGUGUACAUAAGUCUAUUUAGAUACGCUUCUCCCACUUCGGCCCCCAGCAUCCCCUCAACUCCCUCAUGGACCCUGUGGCUCAAGUGGCCUCUUCACUCCGGCCCUGAAAAGGCUCAUGAGCAGUCUGUUUCUGCGGCCAGGGCACCGGUCCCAGGGGACUGGGGUGUAGCCCACAGGAACGGGCUGCGGUGCAGGAAGAGGCAGCCACGGGGUGGGUCGUGCUGGAGGCCAAGGUCUCUGCAUCGCCUCGCGGGUCUGAGCAUGAUGGACUCCAGAGCGCCCUGCCCUCCGCCGGUGCUGGUUGUGUCUGAUGUGACCGUUUGCCGCAAAAGCCUCGUUUGUGUGAUGCGAGAGGAUUAACUGUGCAAGUGACUAAUUUCAUUUAUGUUGUAAUCACAUCCCUUUUCUGCUUCACCAACCUGAACUGUUUUAUGGAUGAACGUAUCAUUAAAUUUCUGGUCUCUUU
This is a messenger RNA of Panthera uncia (snow leopard), 12014 nucleotides long. It is a transcript of the gene USP3, whose product is annotated as ubiquitin specific peptidase 3. The coding region runs from base 7091 to 8443 and encodes 450 amino acids. The record is from RefSeq and is a predicted model, not a curated record. The transcript has 17 exons. Gene Ontology annotation, biological process: protein deubiquitination. Gene Ontology annotation, cellular component: cytoplasm. Lineage: Eukaryota; Metazoa; Chordata; Mammalia; Carnivora; Felidae. Gene Ontology annotation, molecular function: cysteine-type deubiquitinase activity; zinc ion binding.